GCGCCCGCGGUGACUGAGACUGCCAGAGGCCCCCAGCGCUGGCGGCGAGGAGCAGCCGGGCUCGGCGCGCUCCGGUCCGGGGGCCCUGGUUCCGGCGAGCAGCUCACCGCAGCACCCGGAAGGUUAAGCUGAAACCACUGCUCAGCUUCCAAGAUGUUGCCACCCAAACUGCAUGCGCUUUUCUGCCUCUGCAGCUGCCUCGCACUGGUCCAUCCUAUUGACUGGCAAGACCUAAAUCCUGUUGCCCAUAUUAGAUCAUCAGCAUGGGCCAAUGAGAUACAAGCCCUGAUGGCUGUUGCAAGCAUUGACCAAUCUAAAAUUCCCAAAGGAAAUGGGCCUUAUUCUGUCGGUUGUACAGACUUGAUGUUUGAUCAUACUGAGAAGGGCACCUUCUUGCGUUUGUAUUAUCCUUCCCAAGAGGAUGACCACCACUCUGACACCCUUUGGAUCCCAAACAAAGAAUAUUUUUUUGGUCUUAGUAAAUACCUUGGAACACACUGGCUUAUGGGCAAAAUAUUGAGCUUAUUUUUUGGUUCAAUGACAACUCCCGCAGACUGGAAUUCCCCUCUGAGGACUGGUGAAAAAUAUCCACUAAUUGUUUUUUCUCAUGGUCUUGGAGCAUUCCGGACAAUUUAUUCUGCUAUUGGCAUUGAUCUGGCAUCGCAUGGGUUCAUAGUUGCUGCUGUAGAACACAGAGAUGGAUCCGCCUCUGCGACUUACUAUUUCAAAGACCAGUCUGCUGCAGAAAUAGGGAACAAAUCUUGGCUCUAUCUUCAAAGCCUCAAAUCAGAGGAGGAGAUGCCCUUACGAAAUGAACAGGUACAGAAAAGAGCAAAGGAGUGUUCCCAAGCUCUCGAUUUGAUUCUGGACAUUGAUCGUGGAAGGCCAGUGAAGAAUGUAUUGGAUUUAGAGUUUGAGGUGGAGCAACUGAAGGACUCUAUCGACAGGAAUAAAAUAGCAGUAAUUGGACACUCUUUUGGUGGAGCCACAGUGAUUCAGACUCUUAGUGAAGACCAGAGAUUCAGGUGCGGGAUUGCCCUGGAUGCUUGGAUGCUUCCACUGGAUGAUGAGAUAUAUUCCAGAAUUCCUCAGCCCCUCUUUUUUAUCAACUCAGAACGGUUCCAGUAUCCUGCUAAUAUCGAAAAAAUGGAAAAAUGCUACUCACCUGGCAAAGAAAGAAAAAUGAUUACAAUCAGGGGUUCAGUCCAUCAGAAUUUUGCUGAUUUCACUUUUGCAACUGGCAAAAUAGUUGGAUACAUAUUCACCUUAAAAGGAGAUAUAGAUUCAAAUGUAGCACUUGAUCUUAGCAACAGAGCUUCAUUAGCAUUUUUACAAAAGCAUUUAGGACUGCAGAAAGAUUUUGAUCAGUGGGAUUCUUUGAUUGAAGGAGAAGAUGAUAAUCUUAUUCCAGGGACUAACAUUAACACAACCAGCCAACAUGUCACUCUACAGAACUCUACAGGAAAAGAGCAAUAGAAUUUAGAUUAAAAGCACUUUUUUAAAAGUCUUGUUUAAAAAUGGUCUGAAAGUAUGUGUGUGUGUAUGAUUUUAAUGUAUUUUCUCAAAUAAAUCAUAUUGUAAAAUGUAGACUAUACCAUAAAAGUGAUUGAAGCUUGGACUAGGAUUUUUUUCUUUAAAUGUAAGAAAGACAGAUGUAUAUCAAAACCAUGCCAGCCUAAAUUUUGAUUUUAGUAAAAUGAUGCUUUUUUAGUGUCAAAAUAACGACUUUUACAUUACUUUAGUGACAAGUGUAUCAAAAUGGGCACAAUGCUAAUGAAAACGUUGCAAUGACAUAAUCCUCCUUAAAAA
Odobenus rosmarus divergens (Pacific walrus) is the source of this 1809-nucleotide messenger RNA. It is a transcript of the gene PLA2G7, whose product is annotated as phospholipase A2, group VII (platelet-activating factor acetylhydrolase, plasma). The record is from RefSeq and is a predicted model, not a curated record. Gene Ontology annotation, molecular function: 1-alkyl-2-acetylglycerophosphocholine esterase activity. The coding region runs from base 154 to 1476 and encodes 440 amino acids. Lineage: Eukaryota; Metazoa; Chordata; Mammalia; Carnivora; Odobenidae. The transcript is spliced from 12 exons.